AUGUGUUGGGUUUUUUUGUUGAUUAUUGGUUGAACAGUCAGCCAGAGAAGAAGUAGAAAUCAGUGUUUUAUAUUAUUAUAUUGUAAUUCCUGAAUUUUUGACUAAAUGGUGCCUUUAAGUACAAAUUUCCUGAUUCCUCUCCUCAUCGCACAGUCAUUUAAAAAUCCCAUGAAGAUAGCUACAGAAAAACCGAAACUUCACAGAUUAAAUCGAUUUCUUAAAAAAAACUUCUUCUUUUUCACUGUCCAACACUACCAAUAAUCACAAAAUAUGUUGAUUAAUUUAUACAUAAUUUUAGAACCCUAAGAAGGUUGACAAUUGGAAAGUAAUUACUGAGAAAGUGUUUUUUUGCUAAUAAUUUUCAUGAUUACAUUUCAGACUAGCCGGAAUGAAUGUGUUCAUAGAUAAUAUUGAGAAAAAAUUGCAAUUGAAAAAAAAAGUUUUAACAAAAAACAAUGGAGGCUGCGUCUUUUCCUUUUGCUUUCACAACGACAAUAAGCUGGAUUCAUUAUAUUCCAUAAUUAACAGUGCUGGAACUUUGUCAGCCUUGAACUUGAAACAAAGGGCUGGUAACAAAAGCCAAAUUCUGGAGGGGAGGUCUAUUAUUUUUGGACAAUCGCUUCUUUAAGACUGGCAGGUCACUUGGGUGAUGACUGCACGAAACGGUCUGUAUUCUACAAUUCAGGAAGGAUGAAGUUAAAUUUUUGUUUAUUCACAAUUUUAAUAAUAUCUCUGACAAAAACCUCAUCAGCGAGCCCUUUUAAUAAAAACAAAUCGAUUGGAAAAGCUAAAACGUACAAAUUCGACUAUUCCUUGUUCAAAAAUAAAACGACAACAAGAAAGAAGAGAAGUUUGCCACCUCAGUUUUUAGAAAAUGUAAUUAUUGAGAAUGUAGAAGCCAAGUUCAGCUGGGACGAAUACCUGAGCGGUGAUAGAAUCGGGACUUCGUUCAUCUUGAGAAAGGGAAACAGGUUUGUCGAAAACGCAGUACUUUACUAUCCGAGGGAUGAAUCUUUUGUCGUGAGAAAUCUUCAAGAUGCGUCUGGCUAUCAGGGUGAGCUCAGGGUCGUGAAGGACAAAUCGGCCUUGGACGGCUGGAACAACAGCAGCAGAAAGGAUACAACUUUUUUCAGAUUCGACUCAGCCAGAAUAGUCUCUGAAAAUGAAUCGAAAACUAUUCUAAACACCCUUUCAGCAAAACGAGAGACUGGGUUGAAAAUCCAAUCUGUCUCAAUCAGUCUGAAACUGCCCAAGCAGAAAGACAAUAUGAUGUUAGAGGUGUUAGAUCUAGCGAGAAACAGUUCUAGCAAAAUGGUUGUACACGUUUUCCCGAACACAGAGACAGUCGUCCUCAACGACCUCCCAUCACAAUCUAUCGUGCGUUUGGCACUAAAGCCAUUUGGCGUGGGCACGAAAGAGAUAUCCUCCGCAUUCCUUUUUACAGGCAGGCUGACUCUGGAACAUGUCAAAUUUGAAGGGUCAGCGAGUACGAAUUAUGAACGAAUACGACCAAAUGGCAAGAAAAGGCUGACAGUCACAUGUUUUGUCGAAAACAAGAAACCAUUUCAAGGGUUCCCCUGUAAAGGUUCCAGCAUCUGCAUUCCUCUUAACUGGGAGUGCGAUGGUGAUAAUGACUGCCAAGAUGGUUUUGAUGAGCAAGACUGCAAGAGAGGACUCAGUGAGUACAGUCUCAGCAAUUAUAACUCAGACAAUUGCAGACGCAACGAGUUUGAGUGCUUCUCCAGAGGUGUUCAUGUUUGCCUUCCCAUAAGCUGGUUAUGCGACGGAAGAACAGACUGUUCUGAUGGUUGGGAUGAGGACAAGCGAAACUGCCCAGAUCAUCAUCAUUACCCGAGCUACAGCCAAAACCAGAACAACCACUACCAUUACUCAUCAAGCUGCAGCUAUAAUUACUUCAAGUGCAACAAAGGAGGUUGUGUGGCCCCAAGACAUGUCUGCGACGGUCACAAAGACUGCACUGACGGGUCAGACGAGUUUUAUUGCACCGAUGAAGAACCGUUUGACUUGGAUGAAGAUUCCGACACCUUUUGUGAUCCUGACUAUGAAUACUUGUGUGGCAAAGGAAAACGGCAGAAAUGUGUGCCACGUCCGUGGGUGUGCGAUGAUGAAGAGGACUGCCCAGGCGGUGAAGAUGAAGAUGGAAAAAUGUGUUCAAACUAUUUUCCCAACUAUGACUGAUUUUUUUAAAUAUAUAUACAUAUUCUUAAAAUGAUAAUGAUAAAUAAUUAUAUGUAAUUUCAGUAGAUUAUUGUUAAUGUGGUGUUGGUUGUCUAUUUUUUAAAUAAUAAAUGUCUGGUUUUAUCGAA
This is a messenger RNA of Cimex lectularius (bed bug), 2327 nucleotides long. Its product is annotated as serine protease nudel-like. The transcript is spliced from 9 exons. Lineage: Eukaryota; Metazoa; Arthropoda; Insecta; Hemiptera; Cimicidae. The record is from RefSeq and is a predicted model, not a curated record. Gene Ontology annotation, molecular function: protein binding. Bases 691 to 2199 code for a protein of 502 amino acids. Gene Ontology annotation, cellular component: plasma membrane.